This is a messenger RNA of Nicrophorus vespilloides, 847 nucleotides long. RefSeq lists its product as uncharacterized. Bases 247 to 783 code for a protein of 178 amino acids. NCBI's taxonomy places the organism in Eukaryota, Metazoa, Arthropoda, Insecta, Coleoptera, Silphidae. The transcript is spliced from 2 exons. The record is from RefSeq and is a predicted model, not a curated record.
GGAUGUGCCGAGUGAAUAGAAGAUCUAAAAGUACUCUUGUCCCUGAAAGAAAAAAAAAAACUGUUGGUCCCGUUUUAACCCAAACAACCACAAAGUGCUGUUUAUUUGCCCUAUAUAGUAUGUGGGAAUAAAGGACAGCUACCGUGGACAGUGCCUGUUCCGCAGGUAGAUUUGCGAAGAACUGUAUCAAUCCUUUUUUUUAAAACAGACAUUCAAAACUACGUAUUUCAUUCAGGAAUCAGAAACAUGAGUAAUACUAAUUACAAUGAAGACUAUCAACCAAUGAAUCUAUCUACGAAUUUGGAUCAACGUCCGUCAUUGGUUGAGCGAAAGAUCCAAGCGAAAACUACAACAGAACCAACGAAAUAUUUGGUGCCUCCUAAAAAUGAUAAGCAAGUCGAAGCAUCAAUUAAUCAUUUAACAAAAUUAUCAAUGCGCCCGUUUGGAACACAAUUUCAGGCUUCCGAAGUAUUAGAGUGGGCAAAUCCGGACGUUGAGAAAUUCGGUGAGGUCAAGGAUUCUAAAGUUGACUAUUUCGGAGAUAUUAAGAAGAAGCGAAAAGAAAAUUUUGCUAAUGAAAAACGCGAUCUACUGUUAAAACAUCUUAGAGGCGAUAUAAAAAGAUUUCGCUAUGACGACAAAGAGGAUAAGGCUGAACUAGUCAAUAGAUGCUGUUACCUAGAGGAAGAGUUAAAGAAGCUGAAAAUUCAAAAUAAAAUACAAGACGAUCUGUUGAAACAAAGAAUGCAUCGAUGUAUAGAAUGCUUGAAAAAGAUAUCUUAGAUUUGAAGUCUAAAAUUGCUACGAUGAACAUUUUACAAUAUAAAAUUCAUAUGUUGUCCGACUA